Molecule: messenger RNA, 816 nt
Organism: Plasmodium malariae
Lineage: Eukaryota; Apicomplexa; Aconoidasida; Haemosporida; Plasmodiidae
Product: conserved Plasmodium protein, unknown function
Exons: 6
Coding region: 1-816 (271 amino acids)
Cellular component (GO): nucleus
Molecular function (GO): ubiquitin protein ligase activity
Source: RefSeq, a predicted model, not a curated record
AUGCCGAGGCAUAGUAAAAAUAACACAGCAAACCCAAUUUUUACAUACCAUGAGAGGAAAAAAGUGUCAGAUGUAGGGACAUUAAGGGAACGAUUAGGAAAAGAUUCGAUGAGGAAGUUUGAGCAAUGCUGGUUAUGCUUAAGAAAUGCAGAAUCACCAGUUAGUACACCUUACGGUCAUAUAUUUUGUAAAAUGUGCAUAAUAAAUAAUUUCCUUACUCAAAAAAAAUUAUAUGCAAAAAGAAAAAAAGAAUAUGAUGAUUAUAUUAAAUCUAUGCAAAGGAAAAAAAAAGAAGAGGCUUCAUACAAAAUCGAAAAAGAAAAAAGAAAAUUUAUUGAAGACCUGGAAAACAUUAAAAGUAAUGAGAAUGCUAAGACCGAAGAAAAGAACAGUCUGCUUGACAUAUCGAACAAUUUUUGGAUAGACAGUAAUUCGAAAGUAAAAAAAGACAUUAUUGAGAAAAAAUUAAAGCCUCCUUCAAAAAAACUGACUUGUCCAAUUAGUGGAAGACCUGUAAAUAUGGAUGAAUUAAUAUCCGUUAAUCCGGAGUCGUUAAAUGAGAGUGGCUCAACAAAUGGAAGCAGUUGGGUGUGCUCGUUUUCCAAGAAAAACAUUGACCAUCACAGGGCAGUUCUUAUAAAAAAAACAGGGCAGAUUAUUUUAAAAUCAAUUUUUGAAAAAUUUAUUUACAAAAAAAAAAAUCCCCUGGAUAUUGUCAUUGGGGAAAAUGAUUUCGUAGACUUACAGCCUGGAGGUACAGCCUUCUGCUCACACAGUAACGUAGAAAAGAGUUUACACAGGGAAUCACUCCUAUGA